GCAACACCAACUGCCUUUGGACAGUUGGUUCAGUGCCCUUACAGUUCAGCCAUGAACAUGUUGGCACGACUCAGGAGCCUAUUGGGUAGAGAGAGUGGAGAGGGAAGAGAGACCAGAGAGAGGCAGACACAUCAGGCUCCAUGUAAAAGAUCAAGAAAGAAAUGGUCCAGAAGAUGGUACAGGGCCUCCAAGGAGCCACCCCCCACUCCAACCAGCCUCACAAAGAGGCAAGUGAAGCAGAAGGUGGAGAGCCUGACCACUCAGCUCCAGGAGAUGACCGCCCAACGGAAUGAUCUGAGAGAUCGGCUCAUCUUAGUAACCGAAGGAUCCUUGGACAACAGGCCCUACCACAGGCCAAAUCCUUUCUAUGAACGUCUCAAGAUGCAACAUCAGCAAGUCAUGUCAGCCCUGCAGAAUUUCGAGAAUGAGAAUAUGGAGGCCUCACAGAAGCUCAGUGAGCUGACCAAGGAGAAAGUCUUCCUUUGUGAUCUGGAGAGCCGGCUCCUGAUGGAGCAGAGUCAGCAGAUGAAGAAGUUGGACAUGCUGAGGCUAGAGAAGGAGAAAUUACUGGAGGAAUGGGUCCUGCUGAAGCACCACUUGGGUGAAUUGAAAGUGCUCUGUAAGGACCAAGAAGAGACCAGUGACCUCCAGAACCAGCAACAGCAGGAGCAGCAAAGAAUGGAGGAGAGACUCCAGAGCUUGCUGAAGCAGAGGGAGCUGGUCACACAGCAAAUACACUUGGCAAAAAAGCUGCAGCAUCAUUUGACUGUCUCCCAGAUGAGGUCAGAAAAUCUCCAACAUGAGCUAGAACAAUCCACAGCUCAGGAUGAGAGCCUCCUGCCGACAGAGCUGCUGCAGCAGGAGCACUAAGUGUCAUAAGCAACACCCUUUAUGAGAACUGAGGAGGCUGAAGGAAUCCAUAGUCUACCCCUGACAUUCUCCACUCUAUGAUCAAGGCCUCCUCAGAGGAAGACAUGUACUACUAGUUGUCAAAUCACCAGUGAGGCAAAUAUCAUCUGCCAUGAAGGUCAUCCAUCCAUAAUCUGAUCCAUGUUCCUGUUGAUUCACUAGUUAUAGAGUAAAGAAAUCAUCAAGAAGAUUAUUGAGUUUCAAAAUAAAACCAAGAAUUAUGCAGAAAAAGCUGACAUCUACCAGCAAGUGUUCCCUGUGGGAGCCACAACAACAUGGAAAGAGAAUAUGUUUCUGCUCGUAGUUACACUCUGAAAGUUUAUUGCUACAAACUAUUGUGAGCUGACUGAGUCCUCAGCCCUUCAUAUGUGGAGGGAGAUAUGUCAACAGAGACUGUGUUGCUGUCAUACUGCUAUCCAGACAGACCACACAAAGGAAGCAUCAUAUUCUCACUCCAGUCCAGUGCGGGAACUACUCAAUUUCAUGCACAUGUGAUGGUGAAGUGAAUUGUUCUGAGAAAUGAUUUAAGAAGGAUGCCACCAUGAGCUUUUAUGUCUUGAAUAGCAGAUGCUCCCCAUGUUCUUUUUUGUCUUGAAUCGGCACACAGACACAUUUUAGCUGACAGAAUCAUAUAGUGGCCAACAUAGCAUAAGACCAAGUUUGUCAACGGCCUAACCUAAGAGCCCCAAAGUGGCAUGACUACACUUGUCUUGAAGAGGUUAUUUCAAUUCAGGGUUGUCUUCCAACUUGUGUCUAAAGCCAGCCACAGGGUGUAGGACAGUGCACUAAAUCUGCACGAUGAGAAUGCUUCUUAGUGUAAAUAGUUUUGGUUUGUUUUUGCGUUUGCAUGAAUUUAGGUUUUGUUGUUCUUUGUUUUGUUUUGCUGGUUUGUUACUGUUUGGUUCUUUUGUUCUUUCUUUGAUUUUAUAUAUUGCUAAGGCUGUACACUGGAUAUACCAAGUGCCCCUUUAAGCCCCUAUUCAGUCAAAUUUCUGU
This is a messenger RNA of Peromyscus eremicus (cactus mouse), 1905 nucleotides long. RefSeq names its product disks large homolog 5-like. The record is from RefSeq and is a predicted model, not a curated record. Lineage: Eukaryota; Metazoa; Chordata; Mammalia; Rodentia; Cricetidae. The transcript is spliced from 7 exons. The coding region runs from base 52 to 870 and encodes 272 amino acids.